CCGGGACCGCCAUUGAUUAAACCUGUCAGAGAAUCAGCUGAUCGGUUAUUCACAUACGUGAGAUCAGCUGUGCGCAAUCAUGGACGAGUUGAGCGAAGAAGAUUUUGUAAUACCUCCUGUAAAAUAUGAAUAUUUGGAUCAUACAGCAGAUGUACAAUUACAUGCAUGGGGUGAUACUAUAGAAGAAGCUUUCGAACAAUGUGCGGUGGCCAUGUUUGGAUACAUGACGGAUUUAGAGCGCGUUGAAAUGACACAAUUACACUACGUGGAAGCAGAAGGACAUGACAUGGAAAGUCUUCUUUUCCAUUUCCUCGAUGAAUUAUUAUUCAUGUUUAGUGCCGAACCAUAUAUCGUUGCAAAGAAAGUGAAGAUCACUAAAUUCGACCGCGCAAAUUUCAAGAUCAAUGCGAUGGCGUUAGGGGAAGAAUUCACGAUUGGUAAACAUACUCAAAAUGCCGAAGUAAAAGCGAUCACGUACUCUGCCAUGCAGAUUCUCGAAUCUUCAGAAAUAGAAUGUCCAGAAAUUUUCGUAAUCGUAGACAUAUAGUUGUUUCAGAAUCUACUCGAUGUCUUUUUUGAUUUCUUGAUACACUUUUGAAAUUUAGCUUAGCUUAAUACUUAAGACACAAAAGUAGGAAGAAACUUAUGAAUAUAGGAACAAGAAGGGAGAUCUAUACCCUCCCUUACAUCCUACAUAGGGUACGAUCCUUUUGUAGUUGCGUAGGGUUCAAAUAAAUACGUUACGAAGAAAACACCGGGCUCCCUUCUUGCCGACCUAUCUCAGGUACGUAGCUACGUAUUAAAGAAUCCUGCAACUUAUUGAUAAUUACUCAAGAAUAUCAUAAUAGCAUCGACGUAUAAUAAUAACGUAACUAAUAACAUA
This is a messenger RNA of Apis dorsata (giant honeybee), 883 nucleotides long. RefSeq names its product protein archease-like (gene Archease). The transcript is spliced from 4 exons. Gene Ontology annotation, biological process: tRNA splicing, via endonucleolytic cleavage and ligation. Bases 80 to 547 code for a protein of 155 amino acids. Lineage: Eukaryota; Metazoa; Arthropoda; Insecta; Hymenoptera; Apidae. The record is from RefSeq and is a predicted model, not a curated record. Gene Ontology annotation, cellular component: tRNA-splicing ligase complex.